Cololabis saira (Pacific saury) is the source of this 2282-nucleotide messenger RNA. It is a transcript of the gene mtpap, whose product is annotated as mitochondrial poly(A) polymerase. Gene Ontology annotation, molecular function: poly(A) RNA polymerase activity. Gene Ontology annotation, cellular component: mitochondrion. The coding region runs from base 6 to 1727 and encodes 573 amino acids. Lineage: Eukaryota; Metazoa; Chordata; Actinopteri; Beloniformes; Belonidae. The record is from RefSeq and is a predicted model, not a curated record. The transcript is spliced from 9 exons.
CAACAAUGGCGUCCUCCAUUAGUGCGUGCAGGUUACAUUUAUGUUUAAGGUCUAAAUUAAUAAACUGUUUUCCGAAGUACGAAACGUUUCUUUACAGAGGUGUUGGAACUGACGCCGUUGUCGCCCAAGCUGAGACAACUCGUAGAGACGUGACUGAUGAAAAGGAUGGACGCAAGACUUUGCACAGUCUCCUGAAGGAGAGACAAGAACAGGCAGAGAAAUCGGUUCUCAUCAGCUGCCAGCCCCGAACGAAUCAGAAAAGGUUCCUCAAAUACUUAUCGACGCACGGAGACGUCAAGAAGUGCUUCUUUUAUGAAAGCUACGGCGUGUAUGCUGUUGUGGAGUUUGCCAGCCGGGACGGUGUUGCCUCUUUACUCCAGGCGGCUGCCAUCCCCAGCGUCAGCCACGAGUCCAUGGUGCCUUUUAAAUCACGGCUGCUCUCACUCAGAAACGUGAGCUCGGCGGAGUCACCGGGCCAACAGUCGGAUGUUCAGUACCAGCCUCAGAUCCCCGUUCCCAUCAACGAGCUCAUCCAGAGGCUGUCGAGACAGGAGACUGUAGACCAGCAGAUAACCUCCUUGACGGAGGCCUAUCAGCUUACAGAGGAAAACAGCAGGCUGCGUUUCCUCGUCUGCUCUCUGCUCAAGGACAUUGCUGCUGCUUAUUUUCCAGAGUGCACUAUCAGACCGUUUGGCUCCUCAGUGAACGGCUUCGGAAAGCUCGGCUGCGACCUGGACAUGUUCCUGGACCUGGACGGCAUCGGCGGCCGGAACGUGAAGAUGCCUCCAUCCGGCCUGUUUCUGGAGUUCCAGGUGAAGCGGGCCAACUCGGAGCGGGCCGUUACCCAGAGCGUCCUGUCCGUCAUCGGGGAGUGCGUGGACCAGUUUGGGCCAGGGUGCGUGGGGGUGCAGAAGAUUCUCAACGCACGAUGCCCGCUGGUCCGCUUCGCUCACCAGCCCUCGGGUUUCCAGUGCGACCUCACGGCUAACAACAGGGUGGCGAUGAAGAGCACGGAGCUGCUGUACUUGUACGGAGAGCUGGACCCGCGGGUGCGUUCCCUGGUGUUCGCCGUACGUUGCUGGGCCAGAACUCACAGCAUCACGAGCAGCAUCCCCGGAGCCUGGAUCAGCAACUUCUCCCUCACCGUCAUGGUGCUGUUCUUCCUGCAGAAGAGGAGCCCCGCCAUCAUCCCCACGCUGGACCAGCUGCAGCACCUGGCAGGUCCUGCAGACAAGAGUGUGAUCGAGGGAAACGACUGCACGUUCGUCCGAGACUUCGGAAGGAUCCGGCUCCAGCAGAACACGGAGACGCUGGAGCGGCUGAUGAACGAGUUCUUUGAGUUCUACGCCACAUUUCCAUUUAGCAGGAUGUCCAUAAACAUACGAAAGGGAAAAGAGCAGAACAAACCAGAAGUGGCGCCGCUGCACAUCCAGAACCCGUUUGAAACCUCCCUGAACGUCAGCAAGAACGUCAACGCCACCCAGCUGGAGCGCUUCGUGGCUCUGUGUCAGGAAAGUGCGUGGCUGUUCCAGCAGAGCGACAACAACACACGCAGAGCCGCUGGCACGGACGGCACCCCGGCGGCCUGGGGGCUCGCCACCCUGCUCAUGCCCUCACAAGUCGCACGCAUCAAAAGUCGCAAGAAAAGAAAGCGGGAGCCAGCAAGCGAGAGGAUCAAGAGCUUGCUCGAAUCCCUGAAGACUAAAAAUCAGGGGAAAAAGAGUUGAAGACUCUUGAAAAUCUCCAAGACUGUCUUCAUAUUUGUUUUUAUAAAUGUAGAAAAACCCAGUUUGUGCCAUGUUUGGUGCGUCGCGCCUGAAAAGUGAGGAAAAAACAGGGCAGCAUCUCCAGGACUGUAGUACCAAACAUGGACACCUGAGGGCGCCGCUGAGGCCAAUUUACUGCAACGUUGACUCCACAAAACUGCACUUGUGUACUCUUGUUAUUAUAAUAGUGUGGACUGAGAACAAGUCUGGCAAGUGCACACAGCUGUUUACACUUUUACCAAAAUCAUAAUGGUUUAAAAUGUCUUUAUCAGAUAAAACAGGAGAGGAGGGUUGAAUAAACAAGCUGACCAACAAGUGGAAGCGCUCAUUGCUUUUAUUACGGAGCUCAAGUGUAACAAAAGGCAACUGUGCAAUUUCAGAACCCAACUUUUACUCUAAUAGUGGAAAAAAUGUGUUGAGGAAAUAUUAUCCUGUUCUUUUUUUCUCAAAUAUCCAUUUGCCAAAAUAAAUUCAAAAUUUUUAAACUUUUCUUGAUACUCUUGAAAGAGGAGUGUC